AUGGCUGGCGCCGGUGGAGGAGGCGGAGACGCCGGCGAUGGCUUCUACAGCGACUUCAUGGUGCUACGGCCGGACAAAGGAGGGCUCUACGCCCUCUUCCACCUCAUGUGGUCGUGCAAGGUGUCCGAGAACGCGGCCGUGGACUGCCCCGCCGGCACGGAGAUGUCCGACUGGCGUAGGCGGUGGGCGGUGCUCGUCUCGCUGGUGGCGCAGGUGCUGAUGCUGUGUGUGAAGAAGCCGACGGCCCUGAUUGGGAGAGCGACGGAGUACUGGAUGAACCUCGUCAACGAGAAUGGCGGCGGCGUCCUCGUGCUCGUCCUCAGAGCGCUGCAAGAUUUCCAAGAGGACUACACGACCCAGGCGUUUCUGGUCGCCGACAAGGCGCCUGACGCGAGCCUCGCCGUGGUGGCGUUCAGCGGCACGAGGCCGUUCGACAUGGAGCAGUGGUGCACGGACGUGGACUUCUCGUGGUACGAGUUCCCCGGCGUGGGCAAGAUCCACGGCGGCUUCUGUCAGCACCUGGCUCUGAUAGGCCACCAGAAGAACGGGCCAGGCCCCAGCGAGCAAGGAAGCCCAACAGCAAGAAUACAUGCUCUGGGUGGACGGUGA
Miscanthus lutarioriparius is the source of this 609-nucleotide messenger RNA. Lineage: Eukaryota; Viridiplantae; Streptophyta; Magnoliopsida; Poales; Poaceae. The record is from the annotation of a GenBank genome assembly.